Diabrotica virgifera virgifera (western corn rootworm) is the source of this 1359-nucleotide messenger RNA. RefSeq lists its product as uncharacterized. Lineage: Eukaryota; Metazoa; Arthropoda; Insecta; Coleoptera; Chrysomelidae. Bases 91 to 1209 code for a protein of 372 amino acids. The transcript is spliced from 4 exons. The record is from RefSeq and is a predicted model, not a curated record.
GUAGUGUUUUAUUUUUAAACAGUUAAAGUCAGUUCGCGAAGGGAAUAACUUAUUCUACUGAACCGUCUGUGAAGUAAAUCUCAUUUAACAAUGGCUAACACUCUACCUCAACAUAUUCAGGUGAUUCUUCAGAAGAUAUUCAACGACAGCAUAGAAAAUUUAACUAUAGACGAGCAGGAGGGAAACAAAAAGGGGGAUGGUUAUUUGGGCGAUCUGGUCUUCCUUACAGUUGCUUACAAAAAAGAUAACGUGCCUCAUAAUUUAGUUAUUAAGCAGUGUGUUGCGGGUGUUUAUCCCGAAGAGUUCGUUACUGCUACGUAUCUGAACGAAAUAAAUUUUUAUACAAAAAGAUGGCCUGCUAUGACCGAGUUCCAGAAAAAACAUCUGGGCGAAGAAGAUCCCAACUUCGUGAAGCACAUAGCAAAAUGUUACUACACCGACAUCACAAAGGGAGCGGAAAAAAUCGUUCUAGACAAUCUCAAGUUCAAAGGUUUCGAACUUCAUCCCAAAUCGAUACCCUUAAAUUUUCGUCAAUACGCAAGUAUUUUUAAACUAUACGCAAAAUACCACGCAAUUUCAUUUGCUAUGAAACAAUUAGAACCAGAGAAAUUCGAGGAAUUUACUAAGGAUGUUCCAAAUAACUGGGAGCGAUUUUUUAUCACUAACCCCGGACCAGUGGGCAUGACUACAGCGAAAAUCAAAAUGACUUUUAACCCAACCACAGAUCAAAAGCUAGCUGAAGCUUUUGGACCAUAUCACGAUAAUGGCAAUGACAUACUAAUUGCAGAUAUGCAAUAUGAUGGACCUUACAAAGUUUUUCUUCAUGCUGACUGUUGGAGUAAUAAUAUUAUGUUUAAAUAUAACGAUUACUUAGAAAUAGAUGAUCUCAGAAUAAUAGAUUUUCAAAUGUGCUUCGUGGGCACACCCGUGUACGACUUAACCUACAGUUUAUUUUCCGGCGCAGGCAAAGAAGCACUAGAUAGAACUGACGAACUUUUAGAUAUUUAUUACCAAAGUCUAAGUGAAGCGCUUAAGAAGUAUGGCCUGGACCCAGAAAAAACAUAUCCUCAGACUGCUUUCAAAGAGGAAUGGAAGAAGUGGAAUAAGUUCGGGUUCUUUAUAAGUAUUUUAGUUCUAAGUGCUAAAGAGAACGCUAAAGCAAGGAUGAAGGAUUUAGUGCAAUAUAUGUACGACAAACAACUUUUGUAAUAUUUUGGAUAUUUAUUUAACAGAAAGAAUAAUAAAUGUAGAAUAGAUAUAAAAAGAUGGACCUGGAAUUUUAUAACAAAACAUGAACAUGUUUGUUAUUUAUAUUGUGUUGUUUUGAUAAUAUUUUAAUAUAUUUAUUACUAUGAGCUA